CCGAUUUCGGGUAAAACCAAACAGUCCGGGACCAAAUAGCCAGCCCUAAUAUGCAAGCAGCAAGUUGAAGCCAAUAUCAUUAAUCAUGAGCGCGGUGGACAUGAUGUAUCCAAGAUUCAAGUUAUCAGCGUGUCUUGUUCGUGAAGACAUAUAAAGUAUGGGAUGGGAUGGGACGGGACGGGACGAUGAUAUUCUUCUUUGAUAUCAUUGGCAUUGGAACGAUGGUCAACAAUUAUCAGUUCUGUCAAAUUAAUGAUCAUACAAAUUAGGUCAUACGACCGUAGAUUUAAAAACACGAUGCAUUUUUCUCUAGUACUACUAUCUAGAUGAUGAUAUCGCACUUAAUCAACCCCACGUCUAGACAAAAGACCAAUAUCAUCAUACUUUUAACCUAUGAUGAUCAUUGGCAAGAUAUUCCAAUUGGAAGAGAUUGGAUCGUGCUAGCUAGUAUACUAACCAACUUGUGAAAUAUGAGAAUCAUGGAAGUUAUGCUCUAAUUCUAGGUUAAAAAUUCAUGAUGAUAUUGAUCUUCCAUCUAGUACUAUAUAUGGACAAUGUUAGAUGAAGAACCGAACAUUAUUAUUUUUUAACAUAAGACGACCAAUCGAUGACUUCCAACCGAAAGUGAUUAGAACUUGUGAAAUAACAAAAUGAAUCCAUCCCUACGAUGGUCAAUUGACAAUCCUUUUUUACUCCUUCGAAUGUCAAGUUGUUGAAUAUAAAAUGAAAUGCAGUCAAUGCUUAAAAGAAAUUCCUUUGUUUAAUAUGGUAGAAGGAGGUAUGGACUUUUCUUCACCAAAUAAUCAAGAAGCUUCUGAUUGUAGAUUAAACUUCUUUUGACCGCCAUGAAAAUGAUUUGAUUCUUUUUAAAGUACGAGUAUGAAAAUUUAUGGAGAAAAAUAUGUCAAUAUUUAAAACUUUCAUCUCAAACUAUGUGUAAUUUUUUUAUGAUGUCGCUUUAUGAUACCAAUAACUAAUCGUACGUUCACGAUUUGAAGAAAAGGAAGUGGUGAUUGAAAAAGAAGAAGGUAAAGAGGAUAUUGUGAGAAAUUAUAUUAUUUUUAUUACUAAAUAAUUUCCUUAAUCAAAAUUAUACGUUAUACAAAUCACCAAUUUGUGUCUUCUUCUACCAAUUUCUUAUUAUAAUUUCGGUUUGAGAAGAUCAAGGAGUGGGCUUGCAUAGCGUCCAAAAACUCGUUUGGGCUAAUCAAGUUAAGUUGCUUCUAAAACAAACUGGUUAGGCCCGUUUAAUCAAACUAAAGCCCACUUAUUCUUUUUAGUAGAAAAGCCCAGUAAUCGAGUUAGACGUACAAACUCGCGAAACAGAAUUCCAUCGUGUGUGGCACUGCGUCUGCAUUUCUCCUCAUUCUAUCAAACAGAAUUCUAAAACUUUCCCGCCGCUUGCGAGCCAUGUUCCCAGUUUUUAUCAAACACUUUCCCGCCGCCUUCAGAACCCGUUGCUCAAGCUCAAUCCAUUGUCUCCACUUCUCUUCGUCCUCUAAUCAUCUCAACCUCGCUGCACUUCUACAAGGCCGCACUCCGCCCUCGCAUGUCCUCCAAAUCCACGCCAGAGUCCUACGCCAGCACGCCCAUCAGGACAACUUGAUCGCCACUCGCCUCAUUGGCCAUUACCCAUCUAGCGCGGCUCUUCGCGUCUUUGAUCAGCUUAAAAAUCCAAACUUGUUUCCCUUCAAUGCCAUAAUCAGAGUCCUAGCACAGGAAGCUCGUUUCUUGGAUUCUUUCCUUGUGUUCCGAAGAUUGAAAUCAGCUCACGGGCUUUUCCCCAACGACCUCACUUUUUCUUUCAUUUUGAAGGCGUGCUUUGUUUCAAAGAACUCACUUUCCGUGAAGCAGAUUCAGACCCAUGUCGUGAAAAGUGUAUUCUCGUCAGACCCUUUUGUUUGCAAUGCUCUAAUUGCUGCGUAUGGGAAGGGAGUCGACGAUGUGGGAUCUGCGCGCAAGGUGUUUGAUGAUAUGCCUGGUAAGAGUGUGGUGUGUUGUUGGACUUCUUUGAUUUCGAGUUAUGGCCAGGUGGGUCGUUCGGAGGAAGUUAUGAGGCUGUUCUAUUCCAUGGUUGAGGAGAAUGUGAAGCCCGAAAGUGAUACGCUAGUCAGUGUUAUGUCAGCAUGUUCUGAACUUGAAAUAGACCAGAUUGAGAAAUGGGGUUCCCUUUUCUCUGAAUUGGUUGAAAGGACUGGUAGGGAUGAUGAUUCCAUGAACUGUAUCCUUGUCUACUUGUAUGGGAAAUGCGGAAAGACAGACAAGAGCAAGGAAAGGUUUGACUGUAUCAUCAGUGAUAGGAAAACAAGUGUGCUUCCUUGGAACUCUAUGAUAAAUGCUUAUGUGCAAAAUGGACAACCUUUGCUGGCUUUGAAUCUUUUCCGCUUAAUGGUGGAUGAUGAUCAUCCUUGUAAACCCAACCAUGUCACAAUGGUCAGUGUGCUCACAGCUUGUGCUCAAAUAGGUGACCUCGAGCUUGGGCAAUGGGUCCAUGAAUUCUUGAAAACUAGAGGAUGCAGAGGUGUUAUGGAAUCCAACAAAUUUCUGGCCACUGCAUUGAUAGACAUGUAUUGCAAAUGUGGGAGUUUGGACAAGGCAAUGAAAGUUUUUGCGAAGUUGACAACCAAAGAUGUCAUCUCUUUCAAUGCCAUGAUAAUGGGGCUAGCUGUGAACGGUAAAGGAGAGGAUGCAAUUAAUCUUUUUGAGAAGAUGCAAGACUUUGCUCUUUACCCAAAUGCUGGAACGUUCCUUGGUCUUCUAUGGGCUUGCAGCCACGCGGGAUUGUCCAAUAAAGGACGGCAGAUAUUCAAUGAUAUGACCUCAGCCUUUGGAAUCCAUCCCAGGAUGGAACAUUAUGCUUGUUAUAUCGAUAUUCUUUCCCGUGACGGUCAAUUAGAAGAAGCUGCUAGUGUUGCUGCAUCCAUGCCUUUUAAGCCUAACAAUUUUGUGUGGGGGGCAUUACUUGGAGGGUGCCUGCUUCAUUCCAGAUUGGAUUUGGCUCAAGAUGUUUAUGACAGGCUUGUUGAAGUCGACCCAGAUAGUUCUGGGUGCUAUGUGAUGUUAGCAAAUGCUUUGGCUGGUGAUAGGCGAUGGGAUGAUGUGUCUGUCCUAAGGUGGUUUAUGAGGGAGAAAGGAGUGAAGAAGCAGUCAGGGUCUAGUUGGGUCAAUAUCAAUGGUAUUGUCCAUGAAUUCGUGGUGGGUUCCGCAGCACAUCCUCAAAUGGCGAACAUAUAUCAUACACUGCAUGGGUUGGCGAGUGAAAUGAGAUUCCUAACUCCCUAGAAACACAGAUAUCUUUAUGGACUACUUGCAUCGUUAAGGUCCCUCCCUCCCCACUUCUACUUCGAGUUCAAUAACUAAAAUCCAGCAGCUCUUUAAUCACUGCUUCUUGGUUUGUAUCUUUCAGGUGAGUCAGGGGAGGAUUUCACAACCAGAUUGGCCAAGAAUAUAGAGGAGCAGGCUUAUCCUGUAAGAGGUACCUGAAAUGGUAAUUAAUGUUAUGACUUGCUGCAACUUUAGAUAACAAAAUUUCAUGACAAUGCUUUUUGUGGCUCAUCUGCAAGGUUCUUUCAGAUUGCUGCAUUUAUCGCUGAGCCAGUCAUGGCUACCAGAGGCGUGAUACCCCCUCCUGCAACUUACUUCGAUAAGGUAAACAUCUAUGCCCAAUACCGCAUAAGGUAACAUCGUAGAGUCUAUGACAUAAAAGUUUAAUGCUUUCCCAGUCUUUCAUACUCUUUCGUCAGUAUUCAUGCCAAUUGGAGCUGUUCUUGUGAGCCCUGAAAUAAAUGAAAGUGAUUUACUCUCAAAGCAACAAACUUGGUAUGCUGCAGCAACUGACAAUAAAAGGGGUGGAAAAGAGAAAAAGCUUCCCUUUCUUGUUGCUGUUAUUGACUGAUUCGAACUGAACUUUUAUUACCACCUGAUAUGCAGAUACAUCUUCUCAGGGAUUUACCUACUCCGACCAUUCUGUUUUGUGUGCUGUGGCCACUGAAGCCCUCAAGACAUACAGGUAGGUCUUUGCUCCGCCGCUAUAUACUACAUUUCCACUCGAUCGAGGUCUGAAUCCCGGUUUUUUCUUGACUGAUACUUCGCACUGCCACUCAGGGAAAGAGAUAUUCCUGGGCAUAUGAGCAGCAUUGCGCCAAGGUUCCAAGGCGGACAACAACCAUCGACGUUUCUCACUAAGAACUAUGGGAGUCAUCAUGCCGUCAUCAUAGGUUAGACGAAGGACCGCUAUCAUUGUGUUUCUUUAACCUUUGAUCAGGGCUCGACUUCCAAGUUCCAACCGGAUUAUGUUAACCAACUUGUUAAAUGACAAAAGGAAUUAAUCCUUAUGCUUUUCUUCUCCAAAUGUCUAGGAGGUAGUGAUGUCCAAGUUGUGUCUUGGUUUGGGUUGAGAAAUUUUGUAUGAUUUGAUUAGCCAUGCAAGUGCCUCGUGCAAAUUGCAAUGAUUCUUUGACCAAGAAAGAAAAACUCACUAUCCCAAAGUAACGUUAAGGGACCUAUUCAACGAAAGAAAAGAAGUUCAGGGAC
Linum trigynum is the source of this 4533-nucleotide messenger RNA. The record is from the annotation of a GenBank genome assembly. NCBI's taxonomy places the organism in Eukaryota, Viridiplantae, Streptophyta, Magnoliopsida, Malpighiales, Linaceae.